Molecule: messenger RNA, 1536 nt
Organism: Penicillium soppii
Lineage: Eukaryota; Fungi; Ascomycota; Eurotiomycetes; Eurotiales; Aspergillaceae
Exons: 5
Coding region: 1-1536 (511 amino acids)
Biological process (GO): transmembrane transport
Cellular component (GO): membrane
Molecular function (GO): transmembrane transporter activity
Source: RefSeq, a predicted model, not a curated record
AUGCAUAAGAACGACAACCAAGAGGUCGAAGAGGCCCGCAGUUUUCACGAUGAAGGCCCUCAGAAAAACCACACCGACUACAAGUUGGUGGACAGUGAAGUCGCUAAAUAUGCUACCGAUAUAGCGAUUCACAUUGACGAGGCGACAAACCAGCGACUGAGACGCAUGAUCGAUAAGCGUAUUUUAGUCGUGAUGAUGUUUACAUACCUGAUUCAGACUUUAGACAAAGGGGCGAUGUCUUUUGCAUCGAUUAUGGGUAUCAUGGAAGAUGCUCACUUGGCGGACAAUCAAUACCAAUGGCUGACGACUGUCGUCUACCUCACGAUUCUAGCUGUUGAGUAUCCGGAAAAUUGGAUUAUACAACGCGUACCGAUUGGAAAGUGGCUUUCAGCCAACAUUUUGCUAUGGGGAAUCUGCAUUACACUCAUCGCAGCUAUGAAGAACUUCGUAGGACUUGUCAUUCUUCGAGCAUUAAUGGGCGCGUUUGAGGCUGCGUGUCAACCUACUUUCGUGAUUCUGUCCUCAACAUGGUACCAACGUGAGGAGCAGGGAAGUGUGAUCAACUACUGGUACAUGAUGAACGGUCUCCAAAACGUUGUUGGCGGGUUAUUGGCAUUUGGGUUUUCUUUUGUGCCAUCAAAUUCGCCGCUCAAGUCCUGGGAAGCCAUGUUCAUGACUUAUGGUCUCUUGACUGUCAUCUGGGCAAUUUUCGUGUAUUUCUGGAUGCCGGACUCGCCCAUGAGAGCGAAAUGUUGGACCGAAGAAGAUAAGCAGCUGAUGGUUGAGCGCGUGCGUCAAAAUCAAACCGGUCUGCAGAAUCGGAGCUUCAGGAAAGAGCAGGUUUGGGAUGCACUAACUGACCCGCAACUUUAUGCAUUUGCACUCAUCCAGCUUCUCACAACUAUCCCAUCGGGAGGCAUCGGCGCCUAUGCAAACAUCAUCCUCAAGUCAUUCGACUUCAGCACAUGGGAAGCCCAACUUCUGUCCAUGGUGAUCGGUGCAGUGACCACAAUAACCAUGCUGCUAUCCGCAUAUCUCGAUCGCAAAUUCCAUCAAACCAUAUGGAUUAUGAUUGGCUCCGUGAUCCCCUCCAUUCUCGGCUGCUCAAUUCUGAUCGGCAUUCCUUUCUCCCCCAGUAAGCGAGUCGGGAUGCUGAUCGCAUACUGGAUCUUCUAUUCUUUCUUCGCAGUCUCGUCCCUCUCUCUUGCUCUUUUGUCCCGCAAUGUCGCCGGUCAAACCAAAAAGUCAAUCAUCAUUGCCUGCAACUUCGUGUUCUGGGCUGCCGGUAAUGCCGUCGGUCCUCAGGUGUUUCGCGACAAAGAUGCGCCGCGGUACUACCUUGCGUUUUCAAUUUUGAUAGGAUGCUUUGGUCUUGUUGUGAUUAUUUUGCUUUGUCUGAGACUUUGGUAUAGCAUGCAGAAUCGCAAGCGAGAUGCGAAGAUUGCUUCGGGAGAAGUGGUUCCUGAUGUUAACUUCACUCAUGCCUUCGAAGAUGUCACCGACCGCGAGAAUCCUCAUUUCCGAUACGUUUACUGA